GCUGCCGCUACUCGACACCAGCUCAUAGAGAAACUGCAAGCACUGCAGAAGCUGAGCUAUAAGUACAAGCAACAGGCCGAGGAACGGCAGCUACAGCUACAGUCUUUGGGUGCGGAGACCCGCGAUAGCCUAAACAACGCUGUCAGCAACGAACUCAGUGUGCUACGCGAG
Sphaeroforma arctica JP610 is the source of this 171-nucleotide messenger RNA. RefSeq lists its product as hypothetical. Lineage: Eukaryota; Ichthyosporea; Ichthyophonida. The annotation marks the transcript as partial. The record is from RefSeq and is a predicted model, not a curated record. The transcript has a single exon.